Molecule: messenger RNA, 1805 nt
Organism: Neolamprologus brichardi
Lineage: Eukaryota; Metazoa; Chordata; Actinopteri; Cichliformes; Cichlidae
Source: RefSeq, a predicted model, not a curated record
CAAAUUCCCCAAUGCCUCGAUGGAAAGUGUUCUUGAGCCAGUACCUGCGAUGGUCCAGCACAGUCACUCAAGCCUUCGCCCUGUCCAUCAUCACAUUUUGUGUCAUAUUUCCUCUGUGCUGCCAUCGUCUGCUGUACUCUUACUACUUCAUUAAGUCCAUGUACCUCGAUUCUAUGAGUGAAGUGGUGCUGCGGGAAAGCCUAGAUCGAGGUCAGGAGGCUCUGCACUUCUGGCAGAGCUCUUCAACUACAGCAACGUCCAGAUUCAACAACUUCACUCAACAUCCUGAACUGCUGGUCACUGUGGUAACAGCCAGGCGGAAGGAGGCACGGGACUACCACUACCUGCUCCAGGUAAUGCUGCAGCUGAGUAACAUUGUGGGAAGCUGUGGGGAGCAGAAGUGCGCGGAGGUGCUGGUCUGUGACGUGGAGAGUGGCCCGCAGGAAAACCAAGAUGCCAAGGUGCUGGAGAGCCACUUCAGGGUGGUCCGGCGUUCACCUCAGGAGCAGCAGAGCAUACAGGAGCGAAUUAAUACCUUUGAAAAGGAGAAGAGGGAUUAUGUCUUUUGUCUCCGCAGAGGCUGGGAGCUGGUGAAGCCUAAAAAUAUUGUUGUUCUAGAAGAUGAUGCUUUGCCAAGAAAUGACUUUUUCAUUGUUAUAAAGGAUUUGUUGUCACGUAGGUUUGCUCUUCACACUCUUUACAUCAAGCUAUAUCAUCCUGAAAGGCUACAACGCUACUGGAACCCUGAGCCAUACCGCAUUCUGGAGUGGGUGGGGCUCGGAUUGGUUGGCGCAACGGCUCUCCUCCUCAGCUUUCCUUACUGGAACCCUUGUUCUUUCUCGUUCACCCUGUCCGCUACCCAUCUCCUCUUUUUCACUCUGUACUUUAUGACCGUUGCAGAGUUGUUGGGGCGGCAUUACCUUCUAGAAGUCCGGAGAAUUUCCCCACAGCUGUAUGCCGUCUCGCCAGCUACCGAGUGCUGCACCCCAGCCAUGUUGUUCCCUGGCAAUGCCUCAUUAAGGGUGGCUGAGUAUCUAGACAGUUCAUUCUGCUACAAAGGGCAUGCUAAAGACAUUGUUCUGUAUCAAAUGGCCAGGACAGUCCCUGGGCAGAGGUCCCAUAGUGUAGAACCCAACCUCAUCAGUCACAUUGGGGCUUAUUCCUCAGUCAGAGCUAACCCAUCCAGGCCCAAGCUCCUCUAACAGAAGAAGAAGAACUUUUGACUGCAAGGUUCACUUUAAUCUCGUUUCUCCUUCCUGGGUUUUGCUUUUUUACCAUCUUCUAGACUCUUUAGAAAUCUUAACAAAUUACUCAGUGAAUGUUGGUUUGGUGAUUUGCAUUGAAAACUAUCAAGGGAUGAGAUCGAUAUAUUAGUAGAUGUCUACGUUCCAGCUUGUAGACGCACAUGUGUUUUGUGUAAAAGGUGGUGAUGGUUUUUCUUCAGAAGAGGUUGAAAACCACACAAACUAAUGCAGGAAAAUAGCAUGUCCUAAAUUAUUUUAUAUAGAAAUGUUAGAUGGCAGAAAAUGUUAUUUUGACCCAUACCUUGAAAGCCUCUGCCACUUCUUUAUUGCCAAAUCAUCUAACCCACUCUCACUGAGCUGUGUGGGACCCUUCUGGAAAAAACAAUGUAAACGGUUCUCUUCUUUGUUUACCUUUUUUAAAAAAAGAAGCCAGAUGCUGCCAGAAUGCCUCAUUGUUUUUCCUUUGUCUGUCCUUUGACUGUUAAAGGAUUUAUUCGGUUUUUAUAUACAAUAAUCACAGUAAAAUAAAAUGUAACUCCUUAGAGUAAGGAGAGACCAAUU